Molecule: messenger RNA, 1285 nt
Organism: Tinamus guttatus (white-throated tinamou)
Lineage: Eukaryota; Metazoa; Chordata; Aves; Tinamiformes; Tinamidae
Source: RefSeq, a predicted model, not a curated record
AUGGACAGUGGUCCAUGGUUGAGCGCUGGGAGGGCUCCGGUCAUUCCCGCGCUGGUGACGCUGGAUCCCGACACGGCCAACGCGCGGCUCCUCCUGGCCCGGGAUCGCUGCGGAGCCACCUGGACCCGCAUCCAGCAGGAUCUGCCCCCCAAAUCCCAGCGUUUCCACCCAUCCUGCUGCGUUUUGGGCUCCCGGGGCUUCUCCAAGGGGCGGCACCGCUGGGAGGUGGCACUUGGGGACAGGGGCGCUUGGGCCAUCGGGGUGGCCCGCGAGUCCGUGCGCAGGACGGGCUGGGUGGCCCUGGUCCCCCACGAGGGCAUUUGGGCCCUGGGGCUUUUCGGGAACCGCUACCGGGUCUUCACCUCUCCCGCAACCUCCCUUCCCGCUCCCGGGAAAUCCAGCAGGAUCCAGGUGUCCCUGGACUAUGGGAGGGGACAAAGGGUGCCAUCUCCGCCUCUGAGCAUCACCCGGAUGCUGGAUGGGGAAUUCCAGAUGAUCCCAAAUCCCCGGGGACAGCAGGAUCCAGGGAUCGUCUGGCUGCAGCGCUGGGCACAGGAGCAAGAUGCCCUCAAAAAGGGUCCUGGUCCCAGGACUGUCCUGGGGACCAACCUCCUCGUGCACCAGCGCGUGCACAGGACGAACGGGCUCAGCGAAUGCCGGACGUGCGAAAAAACCUUCCAAUCCCGCUCGGAUCCCAGCGCCAAGCGGAGCCGGACGCCGGAGGAGACCCCUCUGCAGUGCCCCGAAUGUAGACUCUCCGAGGAGAUGCUGUUUCCCCUGGGCUCAGCUUGCCCCCUUCUCACCAGCCACCUGCGGAUCUUCCUGUGCUGUUUUGUGGUCCUCCACGUUCUCCAUGUGGGAUCAGCCCAAACCAUUCAUCCUACCUAUGCAAAAAUCAGUGUGUGUCUGCUUUUCCUGUGUCCUUCUCCACUCACAGCCCAGCUGAAGGUGGUGGGACCCGGCCGCCCUCUCGAUGCCACCGUGGGGGAAGAGGUUGUGCUGCCCUGUCAGCUCUCCCCUGCCUUGAAUGCUCAGACCAUGACUGUCAGGUGGAUCCGCCAUCGCAUAUCUGAAACGGUGCAUCUCUACCAUGGUGGAGAGGACCUGUAUUUGGAGCAGAUGAGAGAAUAUCGAGGGAGGACAGAUUUGUCCCAUGAUGGCCUCAUCAAAGGAAAACUGGACUUGAUAAUUACCAAUGUGAGACCCUCUGAUGAUGGGCUGUUCGUCUGCACUGUUCAAGAUGAUACUGGUUAUGCAGAAGCUGUGGCGGAACUGGAAGUUUCAG